Messenger RNA from Morone saxatilis (striped sea-bass), 2812 nucleotides. RefSeq names its product synembryn-A. Gene Ontology annotation, cellular component: cytoplasm; plasma membrane. Gene Ontology annotation, molecular function: G-protein alpha-subunit binding; guanyl-nucleotide exchange factor activity. The record is from RefSeq and is a predicted model, not a curated record. NCBI's taxonomy places the organism in Eukaryota, Metazoa, Chordata, Actinopteri, Moronidae. Gene Ontology annotation, biological process: G protein-coupled receptor signaling pathway.
UUCUGACUGAAAUGGGAUGAUCUUCAGUGUUUGAGCAUGCUGCUCCUGUGUGUCCUCUGACCUUGUCACCCCCGUAGCCUGGACAGCGUCUCCUGUGUGGACGGUGUCUGCGUCCGACCUGUGGAUCCAUCAGAAAAGGGAAGCAUGGACGUGGACCUAGAGAGGAUUAUCCAGUGCAUCAAGCAGGGGAAUGAGAAUGGUGUUCAGAUACAGCUACAGGAGUUCAACAAAGAGUUUGCUCAGUGCUUCUUCUUUGAUGCUGAGGAGAGGGACCGAAGGAAACAAAGAAAACUAGAAGAGUUCAAGAAGAAUAAAGUGAGGGACUACACUGAUUCUGACUCCGACUGUGACGAGUACGACCAGGAGGAUCGAGGCCUCAUCCUCAGACAGAAUUUAGCUGCUGUCCUUUUGAGGUUCAUAAGAACAGGAGUUAAAUCUCGUCUGUUGAGGGUAUGUCUACGCACCCUGAGAAUACUCUCUAGAGACAAAAAGGUCCUGGGCCCCUUGGUGACCGACAGCGCUCUCCUGACUGUGGCCAAACUCGCUGGACUGACGACAUGUGACGCAAGCGACGAAGCCAGCGACCCUGACUCUGAUUUCUACGAUAACAUCAUCGUUUCUCUCGCUGAGGCCAAAGUGUUGCAGUCUCACACCGAUGAGGGCGAAGGCGAUGUUGAAGCCAACGAGCAAUACGAAGAGUGCUCCGCCUUUGAUGACGACGCCAAGAGUGACAUCAGCAACGCCAACAGCGGAGAUCUGGACAGCAUCAGCUGUCUCGGGAGCCACAGGACCAGCAUCAAUGAAAUGCACAGAGGCAGCAUCCAUCACAAAGUGCUGGAGCGAGGGAGGAAGGACCGCAGAGAGAGCAAAAUGGAAGGGGAGGAAGUGGAGGAGGAGGGGGAGUCAGGGGAGGAGUUGCAGAGAAAAGAGGCCAUGAAGGUGUUAUGUAAUGUGGUGUACAACAGCACCUGGGCACAGGAGAGGUUCAGUGGUCUCAGGCUCAUGUGUGGUCUCAUAGAGCGUCUAUCCUCCAGUAUUAGUAGCUCGUCUCCCUCCAGUGUUCAGUUCUAUGAACUACGCCUCUUGUUCCUCAUUACUGCACUACGGCCAGAGCUCAGGACACAGCUUCAACAGGAGGGAGGUGUGUCCAUCCUCACUGCAGCUCUGGAGGGCUGCCUGGAUGUUCAUUGGAAGGACCAGUAUGAGUGUGUGCUGGACCCAGCAGCACCACCCAUCUCACUGGAAGCCUCUCAGUGUGUCAUAGAGAUUCUAAAAAUCCUCUUCAACAUCACCUACAGCACCCACAGGCAGGAGCCAAGUGAGGAUGAUGCAGCUCUCUACCGACACCUGGUGGCGCUCCUGCGUGUCUGCCUGAUGAGGAAGUGUAUGCUUUCGGACGACACAGAUGAACUGCAGGGUCACACAAUCAACCUGUUGUCAGCGCUGCCUCUCCAGUGUCUCGAUGUGCUGCUGAUGGUGCCUCUGCAGCCAGGCUCGCAGCAGUGCCAGGGAGUCAACAUGGACUGUGUCCACGCGCUGGUGCAGUUCAUGGAGAGACGCCUAGAGUCGGGUGAUAAGAUCAAAGAGAGGCUGACACCAAUCCUCAAUCUGCUGACAGAGAGCUGCAGGGCCCACAGAGAAACACGCCAUUACAUCAGGAAACACAUCCUGCCUCCUCUGAGAGAUGUAUCACACAGGCCAGAGGAAGGCUCCACAGUGAAGAGUCGUCUGAUCCGUCUCAUGACUCAUCUGGAUACAGAUGUCAAACACUGCGCCGCUGACCUGAUCUUCGUCCUCUGCAAAGAAAAUGUGAGUCGUUUUGUGAAGCACACGGGCUACGGCAAUGCGGCAGGCCUGCUGGCCACCAGAGGUUUGCUGGGCGGUCAGGGGGCCAAGGCCUCCAGCUCGGACAGCCAGUACUCCAGCGACUCUGACUCAGACACCGACGAGUACCGGCAGGUCAAAGAUCGCAUCAACCUGGUGACGGGGCGGGUGGAGGCAGAGCAGCCGGACCCCAUGGAGGGCAUGACAGAGGAGGAGAAGGAGGAGGAGGCUAAGAGGUUGAUCAUGCUCUUCAACAAGCUGUCCAGAGAUAACAUCAUCCAGCCGAUGGGAGUGGAUUCAGAGGGGAAGCUGGUCCCAAUGUCGGGACUGAGGGAAAAUUCCCUCACUGAGGAGAGGGAGUCUGGGUCAGAGAAUGACGGAGACGCAGAGGAAGGAGAGAAGAACUGAAACAUAUAAAAUCCACUCAUUAAAUUAAAUUGAUUGAUUUUGUUUUGUAAAUAUCACAUUUCUAAAGUCUGACUCAUAAAUCGACAUCAAACCAAAGUGAUGUAGUUGUCAAUCAGCCGGUCAUUCAGAAAUGAAUGAACUCAAGAAAGGACAUAAAAAGCUUUUUUUUUAUUUCUUCCUCUUGGAUUUAUUAAUAAUGUAGAGCAGCAACAAUGAAUUGAUAGUAGAACCUGAGAAGGAAUUGAAUGAAAUCAUAAUUUCCUCCAAUAUUUUAAUAAAGUCUUUAAAUAUUAUUGUUUGUACUGAUAUUAUGUGUAUUUCAAUGUAUAGUUUAAUCAUAUAGUGUUGCUUCAGAGUAAAUUCAGAAUUGGCAGAAUCAGAAUGACGCUUUAACAGAACAAGAUGAAAUAAACAUCUGCACAUAUUCACUUUUUUCUGUACAGUCUCUGGUGUGUUACGGUACUAUAACUGUCUCCCAUUGUGCUCAGGUGUGUAUUCUGUACGUUGUACUAAAACUGUCUCGUGAUACAAGAGAACAUUUAAACUGAUUCCAGAUGCAUUUCUUUUUAGCAAAGCUUUU